Molecule: messenger RNA, 1878 nt
Organism: Hyposmocoma kahamanoa
Lineage: Eukaryota; Metazoa; Arthropoda; Insecta; Lepidoptera; Cosmopterigidae
Gene: Hyccin
Product: hyccin
Exons: 7
Coding region: 26-1528 (500 amino acids)
Biological process (GO): protein localization to plasma membrane; phosphatidylinositol phosphate biosynthetic process
Cellular component (GO): plasma membrane
Source: RefSeq, a predicted model, not a curated record
GGUGAAUUCAUUAUUACAUAUAACAAUGGCAGAUUGGAAAAAUUUGAUAGUUGAGUGGCUGCAAGAAUAUGCAUCAUUGCAAGAGAAUGAGAUCAAAAGCUUUGCAGCAGAGCAUGAGCACAACCACGAGAUAGCCACAGCCAUUUUCAAGCUUCUGUACAAUGAAGAAGAGGGUGAUCAUAUCCACCACUGUGCUUCGCAGAUUGAAGAAAAAUAUGAACAGAUGCUAGAAGAUGUGUGCACACAACUAUUCAGCUUCUACAGGUCCAAGGAGGUUGAACUACAAAGGUUUACUCUGCAAUUUUUGCCCGUCCUUAUCUACAAAUAUCUAAGUGUUGCGGCACAGGGCUUGAAGUCUUACCGCUGCAUUGAAACAUUGCUUAUAGGGUUAUAUAACUUUGAAGUUGUAGAUGAAAAUGGGAAACCUAAAGUUGUAUCGUUUCGGUUGCCAUCAUUGGCUCAGGCUUCUAUUUACCACGAGCCACUAUCUUUAGGCCCACAGUUUCUGACUGAAAGUGCACUUCGAAGAUGGGAGGAAUGUAACACAAAAUUAGUCAGCUGGGGUCCACUGUCUCAAGUGGAAAGUAUCAACGCUCAAAAUAGAUUGAAAGUAAUGUCAGCGUUAUUGUUCAUAUACAAUCGCCAGCUCAGUUUACUGCCAAAACUUGCUUUGAGGAAUUUAUGUAUUGCAGCUUCAAGAAUAGUCACUCAGGGUUUUACGAAGAAAAAUAGUUGUUCUCGUAAUACCGCCAAAGUAAUACCAAGGAUCCCAGUGUCGCCCAGUUUCCUGCUAGAAAUGAUAGAAGGAGCAUACUUCGCUAUGUUUAAUGAGUUCUAUACAUUCGCUCUGGCGGCUGUGAAAGACAUCGACACGAGGGCUCAGUACGAACUAUUCCCUGACGUUAUGUUGGUCACCAGCGCUGUUAUCAAUUCAUUGAAAAACAGCUCAGGUCAACCGUCUGAUGGACCAAUGGGCAUAAGCGUCGCUCUGUCGCCAGCUUCGACUACAGUUACGAUGUCAAAGUCCAUGAUUACCAAUGCUUCAUUUCGGACUAAGAAAUUACCAGAUGACAUACCGAUACAAGCUGGACAGGCAGUUCCCACCGACCCACCGGACGGACUCACAUCAAUCACGGAGGAAGGAGAAUCUGACCCUGCAGCCCAACCUAUACAACGUGGCGGGGUGGUCCGCAACUCCAAGCCGAAACUCAGUGCGUUUCCCGUCCUCGGCAAGAAGACUAAAGACGGCAAAGACAAAGCUGCGGCCAAUGAGAAAAAGGUCACACUUAAGGAAUCUUCAAAAGGGAUAUGGAAUUCGCUCAGUGGCGGUGGAGGCGACAUGGUCGACUCACAGAAAUCUAGCAGCAUCGAGGUAGACGCGAACGGUAGUGUUAAAGACGAUAAGAUAUCGAUGUCCUCUGUGCUGAACAGUACGGAAAACUCCGACAGUCGCUCCCAGGUGACUACCGACUCGUUGGAUAUGGAGACGACUCCUCGUUUCGCCGCCAUGCAAGUUAGUUCCGUAUAAAACUUAUUUCCAUUGCUUCCAGUUUCUCGUUGUUAUUUCCAUUGUGGUGAAUGUUACUAUGUAGGUUAAGAAUGAUGUAGAUAUAUGAAAGGUGGUAGUGAUUAGGGAUGCACGAGUUUUUGCUUUGAAACGAUUUUUUGUAUCGUAAUGGAUCAUUUAUGCCUCUUAAAUGGAUCUCAUAAAAAUCGUUUCAAAAUUUGUAAUAAUUAUUACAUGAUUUAAUUGCCAAUCGUUUACAUUAACUAAACUUUCAAUAAUGAUGUCAUAUAACUUAAUGCCCAAAGCAUUGUCCUCAUCUUUAUGAGACUUUUGUUUAAAUUAUGAAUACGACCUAGACGAUUCAAUUCGCC